Brachypodium distachyon (stiff brome) is the source of this 1818-nucleotide messenger RNA. Its product is annotated as protein NUCLEAR FUSION DEFECTIVE 4. Lineage: Eukaryota; Viridiplantae; Streptophyta; Magnoliopsida; Poales; Poaceae. Gene Ontology annotation, molecular function: transmembrane transporter activity. The transcript is spliced from 2 exons. The record is from RefSeq and is a predicted model, not a curated record. Bases 78 to 1691 code for a protein of 537 amino acids. Gene Ontology annotation, biological process: transmembrane transport. Gene Ontology annotation, cellular component: membrane.
CAAAAGACAACUUCUUUUUCCUCUCUUCCCAAUUCUUCCUUCCAUCUCCCCUGGGCUGGGCCCCCGGGGAACCGGCGAUGGCCACGCCGUCAUCCCGCGCCGCGCGGACGCGGUGGUCGGCGCUGGCGGCGAGCGCGCUGAUCCAGUGCUUCGCGGGGAGCUCCUACUGCUUCGGGGUCUACUCCCCGGCGCUCAAGGCCUCCCAGGGCUACGACCAGUCCGCGCUCGACGCCGUCGCCAUCUUCAAGGACGUCGGCGCCAACGCCGGCAUUCUCUCCGGGUUCCUCGCCGCCUGGGCCCCCGCGGGAGGGCACCGCCGCCCCUGGCUCGUCCUCCUCGCCGGCGCCGCCCUCUGCGUCGCGGGGUACCUCCCCAUGUGGCUCGCCGUCAAGGGAUUCGCGCCGGCGCCGCUCCCGCUCAUGUGCUUCUACAUGCUCCUCGCGGCGCAGGCGCAGACGUUCCUCAACACCGCCGACGUAGUCACCGCCGUCGAGAACUUCUCCGACCGCCGCGGCACCGUCAUCGGCAUCAUGAAGGGUUUUCUAGGCUUGAGUGGAGCAAUACUGGUCCAAGUACACAGCACUCUCCAUAUUGAUCCUGGCAGUUUCAUACUUAUGCUGGCAAUAUUACCCACAGCCAUCACAUUGCUGCUCAUGUAUUUUGUCGACGUCCACAGCUCGCAUCGACGGUACAACAAGAAGUUUCUCGAUGCUUUCUCUCUCAUUGCCAUUACUGUUGCUGGGUAUCUAAUGGUUGUCAUAAUCUUUGACCAAGUAUUCGUGAUAAGUUCAGCUGUGCAGAGUGCUUGCUUUGUGAUACUCCUGCUGUUGGUCAUGUCUCCAGUAGCUGUUGUCGUAAAGGCCCAGAAGACAGAAUCGUCAGAUCAAGAAGAACCAAUUUCAGAAGAAAGAACUGGAUUGCUUCCUGAGGAGACUGCAGAGGAUUCUGAGAAUGCCAGCUCUAGCACUGCAUUUGUGGGAUCUACCGAGGACAUAUCGUCAGGCAAAGAAAACCUGAAUGUGGUACAGGCCAUGUGCAAACUGAACUUCUGGCUGCUCUUUCUCGCAAUGUCUUGCGCGAUGGGGUCGGGGCUCGCCACGGUGAACAACAUCAGCCAGAUUGGGGGUUCCCUUGGCUACACAAGUAGGGAGACCAGCACUCUGGUGUCACUCUGGAGCAUCUGGAACUUCUCAGGGAGGUUUGGUGCAGGCUACAUCUCUGAUCACUUCCUCCGGUCGCGAGGACUUGGCAGGCCCUUCUUCAUAGGUGCUACGCUUAUGGUCAUGAGCAUAGGCCACGCCAUCAUCUCCUCCGGCCUCCCCGCGUCUCUCUACAUCGGAUCAGUCCUUGUGGGCCUGUGCUACGGGUCUCAGUGGGCUCUAAUGCCAAGCAUAACAUCGGAGAUAUUCGGGCUGAACCAUUUCGGCACCAUCUUCAACACGGUGGCUGUUGCGAGCCCCGUAGGCUCUUACAUCCUCUCUGUGCGCGUUGUCGGGUACAUCUACGACAGGGAGUCGACGAUACAAGGCAAGCUUGCUUGUGCCGGUAAGCACUGCUUCGCGCUCUCCUUCGUGAUAAUGGCAUGCGUCUGCAUCUUCGGGUCCGCUGUCGCUUUUAUGCUGUUCAUCAGGACGAGGAAGUUUUAUAGUCGGGUUGUGUACGCCAGACUACAGUGUUUUGUUGAGAAAUGACAGGUUUGGAUACGCAAACAAAGUUUGUUUUUCCCCUGUGUUCUUGCAACAUUAUAUAUCAUGUUAGUUUUUGUAUUGUGGUACAAUAUUAUAGCAGCAUUAUAAUAGUCACUUCAUCUUUUGUGAA